GUCGACACACCAGCCACAAUCCGCUGUUCCCCGUUGUCGCCGUCCGCUGUUGAGAACGAUGCCGCAGAAAGUCGUCGAGACUCCCUAUCCCCCCAUUGAUGCAGACCCGCAUGCAUUCCGUGUGGUCCGCUACAUGCGUCUCUCAGAUUACGGUGCCUGGGCGGCCGCAACUGGCGCGUUCCCGGCUGCCUUGUACUUAUGGGAUAUGGCGGAUCCAACCAAGUUUAAGCUUCGAACUCAACUUCGUCUAGGCGGCUUGCUCGGAUUCGUUGGCGGGUUUCUUCUAGCGUAUCAGCGGUCCAGCCUUCGUUUCUGGGGUUGGACUGAGAACAAGCGCGAGGAGCAGAUGGACCGUGAGGAAAUGACCGCUCGCGCCCGACGGGGCCUGCCGCUGUAUGGGGAAUCACCUCAACCCGAGUGGAUUCAGGGAGUCGCGCACAGAAACUCUGUCUGGUCGCAACUCAAGUUUUCUAUCAUUCCUAUGUUCAAUCUCGUCAACCACCCUUAUCACGGUACAGACCCGGAGAAAUACAAGCCGAAGGAGGAUUCAUCAUAGGGGGCCAUUGACAACGUUCUCCUAUUACAUUGCAUAUGGACUCAGGCAAGCAAUGUGAGCACCGCAAAAGCCAGCGGACUGUUCCCGCUCGGGAAACUAUAUUCGACCUUAUGAUCCAGCCUUAAGAGACCUGUCAUACACGUCCUCGCUUUCUUCUCCGCCCACUCUCAUCAUCCUCUUUUCCGUCAUUGUCGUUGCUCUCAUACUGCUUGUCUUGAUCCACGCCUGCAACAAGGCA
Molecule: messenger RNA, 794 nt
Organism: Laetiporus sulphureus 93-53
Lineage: Eukaryota; Fungi; Basidiomycota; Agaricomycetes; Polyporales; Laetiporaceae
Exons: 5
Coding region: 59-556 (165 amino acids)
Source: RefSeq, a predicted model, not a curated record